Messenger RNA from Sordaria macrospora k-hell, 2961 nucleotides. Lineage: Eukaryota; Fungi; Ascomycota; Sordariomycetes; Sordariales; Sordariaceae. The record is from RefSeq and is a predicted model, not a curated record.
AUGAUGGCACACCCGGUGCCUCAUCACACGACGGACAAGAAGCGCGUUAAGGUCUACGAACUCCGUAACAAUGACUGGUUCGAUCGCGGCACCGGCUUCUGCACUGCCCAGUUCGUCCCCGUCCAGGAGAACCAGCCAAAGGAGCCCCGCGUUAUCGUCGAAUCCGAAGACCAACCCGACCGCCUCCUACUCGAGACCAAGAUUGUCAAAGAUGAUGGCUUCCAGAAACAACAAGGCGCAUACCCUGAUUGUAUGGACCGAGAACAAUGUGGAUAUGGCCUUGAGCUUCCAGGAAGCCGAGGGUUGCGCCAUGAUAUGGUUGGUCUCAUCUCCGAAAAUUCAUAUCGUAUGCGCCCGCUAACCACCAUGUCAAGGAAAUUUAUUGAUGGCGUUCAACAAACCUUCCAUAACGUCCUGGGCGGCGCCGACGAUAGUCUCUCGGAUGAUCUUCCUAUGGAUAUGUCAACUUCGACGUUCACGUUGCCCCCAGCUGAUCUGGCGAACCUACCCGACCUCGAAAAUGCUAUGCGCCAAAUGUCCAAUACGGCGAAUGGGCGCGAGGUGUUGGUCAAGUCCAUCAUGGACCACGAAAUUCUUCCGACAUUGGGCAACCUAGUCGAGAUGGCGGAGGACCUCGAGAGCCUCGACGACCUAUUCCGCCUUUGCAACAUGACCAAGACGAUGCUCCUCCUGAACGACACCGCAAUCAUUGAUCAGGCUGUGUCGGAUGAGUGUGUCCUCGGUGUGGUGGGCGCCCUCGAAUACGACCCCGACUUCCCGAAGCACAAGGCGAAUCAUCGGCAGUGGUUGAGCAACCAGACCCGUUUCAAGGAGGUGGUCAAGAUUGAGGACGAUAACAUCCGGCGGAAGAUUCAACAGACCUUCCGCUUGCUGUAUCUCAAGGACGUGGUUCUGGCCCGGAUUCUAGAUGACCCGACCUUCUCCGUCCUUAACUCCCUCAUCUUCUUCAACCAGGUUGAUAUCAUCAACCAUAUCCAAACCAACGGCGGGUUCCUAAACGACCUCUUCUCGAUAUUCGCCGACCCUUCCGCGCACCAUCUGCGCAAAAAGCAGGCCGUUACUUUCCUCCACGAUUGCUGUGCCAUCGCCAAGAACCUUCAACCACCAGCAAGACAAAACCUGUAUAGCAACUUCCUGGGUCAUGGUCUUAUUCGUGUCAUUAAUUUCGGCUUGUGUGACCACGACGUCACUGUACGAGUACAUGCUACUGACAUCCUCGUUGCCAUGAUUGAUCACGAUCCCCAGAUGGUCAGGCAUACGAUUUACCGACAGCUGCAAGAACGUCAGAGGCCUCUCACCGAUGCGAUUAUCGACCUUCUUCUAGUUGAGGUUGAUCUUGGCGUCAAGUCACAAAUGCAGGAUGCCCUUCGAAUUCUGCUUGAUGUGCCGCCGAUCAUGCCCCCAGAUGCAAGAGAGUAUCCUCCCAACCAGCAGCGACCGAGACAGCUUCAGACCACCGACCCGCAGCAGGAACUUUUGAUCCAGCACUUCUACGAGACCUCAGCCGCUAGGCUAUUCAAGCCGCUGCUCGAACUCGAAGGACAGACAGAGUUAAAGUUCCAACCCAUGCAGGAAUACAUUUUCGGCUAUCUGAACGAUAUUCUUUGCUCCUUCAUUCGACAACACCAAUACAGGGCCAAGUACUUCCUCAUCACCCAUAACCUGGCACAACGCUUUAUUCAGUUGCUUUCAUGCAAGCAAAAGCAUCUGCAGCUCGUGGCCAUCCGAUUUAUCAAGCAACUUGUAUUGAUGAGUGACGAGUUCUACAUGAAGCAUAUUGCCGAGAAGCAGAUUCUCGGCCCUAUUCUCGACGUCCUAUUACGGGCAAUCACCCGCGACAAUCUGCUCUGUUCGGCCUGCCUGGAUCUUUUCGUCCUCAUUAAUAAGGAAAAUGUGAAGGAGCUGAUCAAGCACCUCGUGGAAAACUACCGAGAGAAGAUCAUGGCGCUGUCACACAUGGAUACUUUCCGCGAAAUGGUUAGCAGGUAUGACCAAACGGAAGGCUAUACGACCAACCCAGAGUACUUCAUGGAUGAAGACGAAGAAACGGGGCCAACCGCGGCCCAGAGCGAGAGGAGGCCGACGAGGCCGGCCGCCGGGCUGAUGGAGGAGCAGCUCACCGUUGACCAGGCUCAAGAGGAGUAUUGGAACAGCGUGUCGGACGAAGAGGAUGAAGGGCCUCAGAAUGGCCCUCAUUGUACCAACGGAACUACUGCUACUCUUCCUUUGUUGAAGCCAUUGGUUGAAUACGGCUCGGACGAGGAGGAUGGGGUGGCCGGCGAUGAAGCGGCGGCUGAGGAGAAGAAGGACGGCGAACCCAGCAGCACAAAGGAGAACGGUAAACGGCCAGUAACGCCAACAAAAGGUGGGCCGGCCGCCGCUGCCGCUGCCGCGGUUGUCGUGACCCCUCCAGAGAGGAUAUCCGAGAAACGGCGCCGUGAAGAAGACGAGGACGACGAUGCCUUCGAUAAGCUGUUACACUCAAAGCGCCGAGGUAGCAACGCCAGUGCGGCUAGCGCCAGCGCAGACAUUCGCAAGAAGAUGGGAAUCUCUGGAGAUGGUGAUUCUGCUGCGGAUGGUGUUGUUACUCCUGCUGCUGUGGUCGGUUCCGCUAACUCCGCCGAGGAGGACGAUACCUCACCAACAGCCGCCCCCGACGCUGCGCCUGCUGCUACUACCUCGAGUUUAAGCACGCCGAAGAAGAUCGCCUUCAACAUCUCUGCCAAAGUAAAGAGCAUGCUUGGCGGUGGGAAACCUUUGGAGCCUGAGCCCGAGACGACAACCAGCGCAGAGAAGGACAAGGAAACCACAACAACAGAUGUUACUACUGCAAUAGGAAAAGAAAAUGUAAGGAUAGGAGACCGAGGAGAGGAAACGACGACAAAGUCAGCAGCAGUAGUUGAAGAAGGUGAUGACGAUCCAGACGCAAUGAAAGACUAG